GUGCAGCCGUGCCUCGGCUUAGCGGAACCAGCCGCAGCCGCGAGGCCGGCGCCGACCCGCGGAUCCAGCGUGCGGAGCGGCAGCGGCGGGUGCCGGAGAGGGCGGGGCAUGGGCACCUGCUCAGGAGCGCGCCUAGCCGCACUUCAGAGAGGUCUGCAUUAGCUCCGAGUCCGUCUGACAAAUGAAGACCUCAGGCCGAGAAGGGGGAGGUGUUGCCAUCUGCAGGGCCACGCCGCCUGCUAAAGCGAGGCCGGGACCGAGACCGCGGAGUCGGCGCUCCCAGGACCGCUUGGGUCGGUGGGCGGAGGGAGCAAGGGCCCCGCGGCGCUCUUUGCACGACGCUGCACGCCCGCUGCUGCGGGAGGCUCCCUGGAGGCGGAGCUCGGGACGCGGAGGAGGAGCCAGGCAGCCUCGGGGAGCGGGGACACAAUCCUGCGGCAUAAAACCCCGCGCCCCGGACGAACCGCUGCACCCCGGCGGGCGGAAAGCUGCGGGAGCGGCCUCAUGGGAGAGAAGCAGAUACUGUGCGUGGGGCUGGUGGUGCUGGACAUCAUCAAUGUGGUGGACAAGUAUCCGGAGGAGGACACGGACAGCAGGUGCUUGUCCCAGAGAUGGCAGCGUGGAGGCAAUGCAUCCAACUCCUGCACCGUCCUCUCCCUGCUAGGAGCCCCCUGUGCCUUCAUGGGCUCACUGGCGCCCGGCCAUGUUGCUGAUUUUGUCCUGGAUGACCUCCGUCGCUAUUCCGUGGACCUACACUACACGGUCUUUCAGACCACAGGCUCCGUCCCCAUCUCCACCGUCAUCGUUAACGAGGCCAGUGGCAGCCGCACGAUCCUACAUGCCUGCAGGAACCUGCCAGAUGUCUCUGCUGCGGACUUUGAGAAGGUGGAUCUGACUCGGUUCAAGUGGAUCCACAUUGAGGGCCGGAACGCGUCGGAGCAGGUGAAGAUGCUGCAGCGGGUAGAGCAGCACAAUGCCAGGCAGCCUCCGGGGCAGAAGGUCGGGGUGUCCGUGGAGGUGGAGAAGCCCCGGGAGGAGCUGUUCCAGCUGUUUGGCUACGGAGACGUGGUGUUUGUCAGCAAAGAUGUGGCCAAACACUUGGGGUUCCAGUCAGCGGUGGAGGCCCUGAGGGGCUUGUACAGCCGUGUAAGGAAAGGGGCUACGCUGGUCUGUGCCUGGGCUGAGAAGGGCGCCGACGCCCUGGGCCCUGACGGACGGCUGCUCCACUCGGAUGCCUUCCCGCCGCCCCGCGUGGUGGAUACUCUGGGGGCCGGCGACACCUUCAACGCCUCUGUCAUCUUCAGCCUGUCUCAAGGAAAGAGCAUGCAGGAGGCGCUGCGGUUUGGCUGCCAGGUGGCCGGCAAGAAGUGUGGCCUGCAGGGCUACGAUGGCAUCGUGUGAUGCCCUGAGGCAGCAGGCAGCAGCUCACACCCCCCCGGGGGCCAGUGGCACCGGCUGCUGCCUUCUCCCCUCCGUCCAGCCUGGCAUCGGGGCGGCCCUGGCCCUGCUCCUGGGCAGACGCUGGCCGUGGGAGGGCUCCACCUGCACCUGGGUCCUGGCGUCUCACACCGCAGAGCCACAGAGCAAAUAAAUCUCCUUCCCAUAGCCCGCUUC
Myotis daubentonii (Daubenton's bat) is the source of this 1614-nucleotide messenger RNA. It is a transcript of the gene KHK, whose product is annotated as ketohexokinase. Gene Ontology annotation, molecular function: ketohexokinase activity. Gene Ontology annotation, biological process: fructose metabolic process. The record is from RefSeq and is a predicted model, not a curated record. NCBI's taxonomy places the organism in Eukaryota, Metazoa, Chordata, Mammalia, Chiroptera, Vespertilionidae.